UUGCGCAAUUUCCUGAUGAGCCAACUGAAGCCCAUCACGCCCGUCGUGUCGCUCAACUUUGAGGCCUGCAGCUAUGCCAAAGUCACCGUACCGGAUCUCUAUUUUGCCAAGCAGGUGGUGUCCAAUUUGCACCGCAAGAAGAUCGGCCACAAGCGCAUGCUGGUCAGCUACACGCGCGACUCAUCCCUGACCGAGGUCAAUACACUGCGCUGCCAGGUUGCUGGACUGUUGAAGGAUGUUCCGUACUAUACAUUACCCAUGUAUAAGUUCCGCGAGCUGUUCCAGUCGCGCUUUAAGACCUCAAUCAAUGUCCUGGAUUUGUACAAGAUGCAGGACAUCUGCUCUAUUAAGUCGGACAACAACGACGGCCAGUUCAUCAGUCUGCAGGAAGAGCUGGUCAACACGCUGGAGAGCUCGCCGCUGAUGGAGGGACUGCAGCACAGUGUGCCCUAUUGCACGGUGCACUUCAAGCGGGAGCAGCACAAGGGCUGGGCAGAGCAGGAGAUCGAACCGCUGCCUAAUGUGUGCAUGACCAUUGCGGAAAUACAGCAUCUGAUUUAUCCGCUGCUGAAGCAUCAUCCGGGCGAUAUACCCGUGGCUACGCUGCUGCACUGCAUCGAGAGUCAGUUGAAAGUGAAAAUUGCGGCCGACGAGAGCGGUGUUAAUCUGGAGCAUCUCGUUUGCUGUGUCCAGGGCAUACAGAUACAGGUGAACAACUUUGGUAUUAAGAUUCUCGGCUGGCUGGAGCUGAACAAGGAGGUGUCCAUAAGUGGCGCUGGCAUGGCCAAUGCCAGCCUUAAUAGCACUGAUCGUGGCAACGGCAACGGUGCUUCUGGCGGUUAUUUCAAAAACUCUGUGGCCGAUCCUCUUUUCCAAAUCUCACGCGAGGUUAUCGAGCUGGUGAAAAUGUCGCCCAAGUCCACGAUGAAGUUCAAUCGCUUCAUCCCGGCCUAUCACAACCAUUUCGGCAAGCAGUGCCGCGUUGCGGACUAUGGCUAUACCAAGCUGAUUGAGCUCUUUGAGGCGUUAUCCUCGGUGGUCCAGAUCAUGGGCGAUGGCGAGAAUCGUCAGAUAACACUCACACAUCGCACCCAAAUCCGACGCUUCACUUCGGACUUGUUGCGUGUGCUGCGCGCCCAUGGCAACAACUCGGUGCUUCUGUCCCAAUUGCCUGGGAUUUUUUCCCAGACCCAGAAUCGCAACUUUGAUGUCACCGAUUAUGGUGUGUGCGACAUUGUGGACAUCUUGGACGGCCUGGUCAAUAGCAAUAUUGUCGUCCUCAGCACAGUGCAGCAAGGCAAGGAUAUACUUAUAUCCAUUCCCAAGCGCAAGCAGACCAACACGGAGCUGGAGAAGACCUGUGUGUUUGCUGGCGAGAUGGUGGAGCUCUUCCAGAAUGCUUUGCAGUACAGCCUACUCUUUCAGAAGUUUGUGCGCUCCUAUCACUACCAUUUCGCCUAUCAGUGUCGCCUGAGCGACUAUGGUUUUCUCAAGCUGGCGGAUCUCAUGGAUGCCAUACACGGCGUGGUCGAACUCGAGAUGACCAGCGAUGAGGACAAGAAGAUUGUGCUAUCGCCGAAGGUGGCUAGACGUGUGUUUGCCGAACAGUGCGAGGAUCUUAUACGCAAUGUCACCGGCAACUCAACCAAUUGUAUGAAGCUUGAGCAGGUGCUCAAGUUGCACAAGAAAAAAUAUGGUUAUCAAAUGCAACCGCAAACAUUGGGCGCACCAGACAUAGCCAGCGCCAUUGAGCUACUGCCCUAUGUCGAGAUAGUGCACAAGGAGCAGGCCACCUGGAUGAUCUGCCACAACGACGAUGUGGAAUUCCGCCAGCUAUGCUAUCGCGCCUGCAAGCAGCUGCUGCAGCGUGAGGCGAUGGCAAAUACUGCGGCAACUCCUGGAGAGCCCACAUCACCACCAAAGCAAGAGCCACUCAGCCAGGCGCAGUUCGCUAGCGACUUCAAUGCAAAGCACAAGGUACAGCUAACGGAAUCUACACUUCAUGCCAUGCGGCAUGCCAUAGAGAUCUACGUGGAGGCGGAUGAGCCUUGUGUGCGACUUACCAGCUUUAUGCGAUUUCUGGUGUCCAUUGUGCGUCUUUUGGAGCAACGUCCCAAUAUGUAUUUGUACGAGCUGAAGAGCGCCCUUGACUGUGGAUUGACCACCACCUUCGAGUUUGGCUUUCCCAAUUUGUAUUCAGUUAUUGUGGCUCACGAUGAUCUCUUUACGAUCAACAUGGGACCCACACAGGAGCGCAGCGAUGUCGCCCUUAAUGUAAAUUGCGAACUACGCCUCAAUGCGGGAGCCACUCAUCAGCAUCUGUUUGGCUCCCUGAAGCUGCCCUAUGCUAAGCACAAGGCUCAGCGAAGCAAACGCACACCGCUCGGAGAGCACAAUCGUCCACCGCCAACCCAGGCGCCGCCUCCGCACAAGACCCGUGCCAUAGCCAAUGAGUAUGCGAGCAGUAUUGGCAGCGUGUCCAAUAAUGCCGCCCACAAGCCGCAGGUGACGAUCAACAGCUUCCAGGCCUAUCAGGAGCACUUUGCCGCCAGCUCAGCACAAGUCAAAUGCUCCCCACCCAGCGCCAAUUGCUCUGUUAUGUCAUCCACAAUGCUGAACAGCUCCGGUACCGCCAAUAUAAGCCUGUGCAGCAGCUGCAGCAAUAAGGAAAAUUCGCUCAACAGCAGCUCGCAUCAGAUCUUUAACAGCAGCAACAGCAACAGCUCCUUUAAUACAUCUUGCGAGCUUAACAGCAGCCUCUGCGCCGGCGAUGUCGCCUCCAGCACAGCCAUAACCUCGGCCAUGCCUUAUGCUCAUUCUGGCAAAUUGUGGUAUCGGCGUCAGGCCAGCUUCUAUCAGCAGCAGCAGCAUCAGCAACAGGUGCAACAGCAACAGCAACUGCAGCAACAGCAACAGCAAAGGCAACAGCAAAGGCAACAGCAACAGCAACAGCAGCCUACCUUGAUGCAGCAUUCCUUCGACUCAGGUCGCGAUUUAUAUGAUUUGGUCAGCUGCAAUGUGGCGCCGAUACGUUCUUGCUAUGAUCCACCCAAGCCCGAUACGCCGCCAUCGGAGAAAUUGCCUUUCUGGAUCGAUCCCGUAUGGAGCAAUCAGUCGGAGCAGCCAAAGCAAAACUUGCUUAACAUUCGACUGCCAGAGCUGAAGGGUCUCAAUGUUCUCCCCAUGCUUUUGUCGCCCUAUACUAUAUCCAAGCAUGCGAAUAUGAAGCGAAAGCUGUUUAACUUUGAUAAUCACGAUCGUAAGAUAGCCUAAGCAGCAAC
This is a messenger RNA of Drosophila novamexicana, 3281 nucleotides long. RefSeq names its product meiosis regulator and mRNA stability factor 1 (gene Marf1). The record is from RefSeq and is a predicted model, not a curated record. NCBI's taxonomy places the organism in Eukaryota, Metazoa, Arthropoda, Insecta, Diptera, Drosophilidae. The transcript has 6 exons. The coding region runs from base 16 to 3273 and encodes 1085 amino acids.